CUCAAAAUAAAUCACCAUAACCCGAUAACAUUGGUCUAUCUUUUUGUUCAUCAGCUAUAAAUUUGUUAUAUAUAACAUAAGAUACAGUACUCAUCAUUUAUUGCAUAAUAUAAAUGGCUUUCCAUAAGUAUUUCUCUUUUGUCCUCUAUGUCUUUGUGUUUGCAGCUUUUCCAACAACAGCAUUUUCAAAAUUGUCACAUGAUUACUAUGACUACACGUGCCCUAACGCUUUAAGCACCAUUAGAAGCGUUGUGGAGGCUGCGGUGCAAAAAGAGCGCCGUAUGGGCGCAUCCUUGCUACGCUUGCACUUCCAUGAUUGUUUUGUUAAUGGUUGUGAUGGUUCAAUUCUACUAGACCCUUCAUCCACCAUUGACAGUGAAAAGAAUGCACUCCCUAAUUUUCAAUCUGCUAGAGGAUUUGAAGUGGUGGAUGAGAUCAAGGAGGCUGUGGACGAAGCAUGUGGAAAACCAGUUGUUUCUUGCGCUGACAUAUUGGCUGUUGCCGCUCGUGACUCUGUCGUUGCGUUAGGAGGGCCAUCAUGGAAGGUGAGACUUGGUAGAAGAGACUCCACCACAGCAAGCCGUGAAGCAGCAAAUGCAAACAUUCCAGCACCAUUUUUCAGCCUUUCGGAACUGAUCAACAACUUCAAGAGCCACGGCCUAAACGAGAGGGACCUUGUUGCUCUUUCAGGAGGCCACACAAUUGGAAAUGCACGUUGUGCUACCUUUAGAGACCAUAUCUACAAUGACUCCAACAUCAACCCCCAUUUUGCAAAAGAGCUUAAACACAUUUGCCCUAGAGAAGGAGGUGACUCCAACCUUGCUCCUUUGGACCGCUCAGCAGCGCGAUUUGAUUCGGCCUACUUCUCUGAUUUGGUUCACAAGAAAGGGCUUCUUCACUCCGAUCAGGAACUGUUCAAUGGUGGUUCUACUGAUGCAUUGGUUAAAAUAUAUAGCCACAAUACCAAGGGUUUCCACAAGGACUUCGCAAAAUCUAUGAUUAAGAUGGGAAACAUAAAGCCUCUUACCGGGAAUCGAGGUGAAAUUCGUUUGAAUUGCAGGAGAGUGAACUAAUUCAUAUGAAAGUGAAGCAUUAGGUGUUUGUUAUUGGUCCAUAUGUAGGCAAUUAGCGAGUAUGGAAAAUUGUUUUGCACGAGUUUGAAUUUGUUAUAUUGUAAUGUAUUGUCUAUACAUGUAUCCUUCAUGAUACAAGAUUUGUUUGUUUGUUUUAAUUAUAUUCAGAAUCAUGUAUUCUUUUUGAAAAACAUUUUAUUUAAAUCACUUUUUUCA
Messenger RNA from Glycine soja, 1289 nucleotides. Its product is annotated as peroxidase P7-like. NCBI's taxonomy places the organism in Eukaryota, Viridiplantae, Streptophyta, Magnoliopsida, Fabales, Fabaceae. Gene Ontology annotation, biological process: hydrogen peroxide catabolic process; response to oxidative stress. Bases 114 to 1073 code for a protein of 319 amino acids. Gene Ontology annotation, molecular function: heme binding; peroxidase activity. The record is from RefSeq and is a predicted model, not a curated record. The transcript is spliced from 3 exons.